Messenger RNA from Staurois parvus, 345 nucleotides. NCBI's taxonomy places the organism in Eukaryota, Metazoa, Chordata, Amphibia, Anura, Ranidae. The record is from the annotation of a GenBank genome assembly.
CAGGCGGGGCGACGGGCGCCGGGCCCCCAGGAGGGGCGGUGGGUGCCGGGCCCCCAGGAGGAGCAACAGGCACCGGGCCCCCAGGAGGAGCGACAGGCACCGGGUCCCCAGGAGGAGCAGCAGGCACCGAGCCCCCAGGCGGAGCGGCGGGCGCCGGACCCCCAGACGGAGCAGCGGGCACCGGAUCAUCAGGCACGACAACGGGCAUCGGGUCACCAGGCAUCAGGUCAUUUGGCUCGCCAGCGGGCACCGCGUCAUCUGGCAAGGCAGUGGGCACCGAGUCACCAGGCACGACAGUGGGUUCCGAGUCAACUGGCAUUGGAUUGUCUGGCUCGACAGCGGGCA